Molecule: messenger RNA, 2419 nt
Organism: Labrus mixtus (cuckoo wrasse)
Lineage: Eukaryota; Metazoa; Chordata; Actinopteri; Labriformes; Labridae
Gene: retsat.2
Product: retinol saturase, tandem duplicate 2
Exons: 11
Coding region: 75-1907 (610 amino acids)
Molecular function (GO): all-trans-retinol 13,14-reductase activity
Source: RefSeq, a predicted model, not a curated record
GUCUCACGCGGAAGUGAAGGCAGUGGACGGAGUGGUCGACAGCCUGCAGCCCACCUGCCCGAUAUCCUGCCACAAUGUUGCUUGGUCUGGGGAUCGUUUGUGUCGCCUUGGUCAUAUAUAUAUUAAAAUAUGUCUUCUGGAGCUCCGGGCCUAAUCCCUUUGAGACGGAUACCCGUGAACCGGUGAGAAAGAUGGUUCACGACAAGAAAGAAAAAAAAAAAGUUUUGAAGCAAGGUUUCCUGAUCAGUAAAGUACCUAAAGACUUAGACGCUGUUAUCAUCGGCAGUGGUAUCGGCGGUCUUGGGCUUGCGGUCUUGCUGGCUAAAGUUGGCAAGAAGGUCCUGGUCCUGGAGCAGCAUGAUCGGGCUGGAGGCUGCUGUCACACGUUCACUGAGAAGGGCUUUGAGUUUGAUGUUGGAAUCCACUACAUCGGGGACCUCCAGGACCACAAGCCGUUCCGCUGCAUGCUGGACAGCAUGACUAACGGACAGCUGCAGUGGGAGCCUCUGGAGAAUCCUUUUGACCAGGUAGUGCUGGGACCACCAGAAAACCGCCGCCGCUACCCCAUCUACAGCGGCAGGAACCGCUUCCCCGACGAGCUGAAAAAGUGCUUCCCUGGAGAGGAGAAAGCCAUCGACGAGUACCUGAGGCUGGUCAAGAAAGUCGGACGGGGCAUUUGGGUCCUCGCUCUCCUGAAGCUCUGUCCCGCUCCCGUGGCCAAGUUCCUGGUCUACACUGGCCUGGUCAGACGUAUGUCCGCUUUCUUCGAAAUGGCCCCCCGCAGCCUGACAGAAGUUGUCAACGGACUGACCGAGAACAAGGACCUCAGGGCUGUUUUCGCCUACAUCUUUGGCACCUAUGGUAACAUGCCUAAAGAUUCCAGUUUUGCAAUGCACAGCCUGCUCACCACUCACUACCUAAAUGGUGCCUGGUACCCUAAGGGCGGAGCCAGUGAGAUCGCCUAUCACAUGAUCCCCAUCAUUGAGAAGGCCGGUGGUGCUGUUCUUGUUCGAGCCCCCGUCAACCGCAUCCUGUUCAAUGAGGCUAAUGAAGCUUGUGGUGUGAGCGUCAUGAAGGGUGAAGAGGAGUUUCCUAUCCACGCCCCCAUGGUCAUCUCCAAUGCUGGCAUCUUCAACACCUACCAGAAACUGCUGCCCAAAGAGCUGCAGACCAUGCCAGCCAUCCAGAAGCAGCUGAGUAUGAUGAAGAACGGGGAAGGUGGCCUGAGUGUUUUUGUGGGUCUGAACGGAACCAAGGAGGAGCUUGGCCUGAAAGCAGACAACUACUGGAUCUUUACCGAGAACAACUUUGAUGAAAGGGUGGAGAAAUACUUAAAUGGAGACAGGGAAGAAUCUGCUAAAAGUAUCCCUCUCCUGUUUGUGGCCUCGCCUUCAGCCAAAGAUUCAACCUGGGAGGAGAGGUCACCAGGAAAGUCCACUCUGAGUCUGGUCAGUUUCGCCAACUACUCCUGGUUUGAAGAGUGGAAGGACGCAAAAGUGACAAACAGAGCGGAGGAGUACAAAGAGCUGAAACAGACGUUCAUCGACGCGGCUCUGAACGUGGUUCUGGAUAUCUUCCCUAAGAUAACAAGAGACAAUAUUGAGUACAUCGACGCCGGAACUCCCAUCACCAACACUUACUACAUCGGAGCUCCCAAAGGCGAAAUCUACGGAGCAGAUCACGGCAUCGGCCGCUUCAGCCCUGAACUCAGCGCCACAUUGAGACCUCAGACUCCUCUGAAGAACCUCUAUCUGACGGGUCAGGACGUGUUUUUGUGCGGAUUUGCCGGAGCUCUUGCCGGAGCGCUCACCUGCGGCUCGGUCAUUCUCAACCGCAACCUCCACCUGGAUGCCGUCGGCUUGGCAAAGAAAAUCAAAUUCAUGAAUGCCAAAUUGAAAGACGAGUAACUACAUGACAACAUCAAGCAGACUGAUCAUAUAUACUGUAAAAUAAUCCGUAAUCAAGCUAACACCAGAGCCAUAAAUAGAACUGUGUGCACAGACUCCCAGAGUUCACUAGAAAUAAAUAAUCUUUGCUCAAAUGAAGUGGAAAGAUGUUUUCCACAUCAACUCAACACACUGCACUAUGUAUAACUUUAAAUAUGCAUACCUACAAUAACACAUGUUUUAAUGACUCAUUAGUAAUGUAAGACGUGGAAUGUCUGAGUAAGAAGCUGCUGAGCUUUAACAGUAGGCCUACAUCUGCAAUAAUCGAAGCUAAUAUUACCUCAGUUGUGGAUGCAAUGCUUUUGUGAACCAUUGCUUAUGUUGACAUUUAUGUGCAUCUUGUUGUUUUUUAUUGUAUUCUCAAUUUCCUUUGGACAUAAGUGCCUACAGUUUUUGUUUUGCAGUUUGUAACGGGUUUAUGAAGGUUGCUCCCUUUUUUAAGAUGAAAGGGUAUAAACUGUAUAAACAUUGAA